GACUUGUAAUACAAGAGGAAAAUGGCAUUCACUGGGACAACAGAGAAAUGCAAAACUUGCCAUAAGACUGUUCAUUUUAUUGAUUUAUUAUCAACUGACGGAAUUUCUUAUCACAAGACCUGCUUCAAAUGCAGUCAUUGCAAUGGACUUCUGGUGAUGAGCAGCUAUUGCUCAAUGGAAGGAGUCCUAUAUUGCAAGCCUCACUUUGAGCAACUCGUCAAGGAGACCGGUAGUUUCACAAAGAAAUUUCAAUCUGGGAAAUCUGACAAGCCAAAUGGACUGUCAAGGUCUUCUAGCAGGCUUGCAUCCUUCUUCUCUGGCACACAAGAUAAAUGUGGAGUCUGUAACAAAACCGCAUACCCGUUGGAGAAGGUGACUAUGGAGGGAGAAAACUACCAUAAAUCCUGCUUCAGAUGUUCUCAUGGGGGUUGCUUCCUUACAACAUCGUCAUAUGCUGCAUUGAAUGGCAUCCUCUACUGCAACCACCACUUUGCUCAGUUGUUCAAGGAGAAGGGCAGCUUUAGUCAUCUUACCAAGACAGCUUCCUUGAAGAAAAACUCAGCAGGAGCUUUAGUGGAACGAAAAUCUGAAUCUGAAUCUGAACCAGAAUCAAAUCCAGAAGAUGAGCGAAAACCAAAAGCAGAGGCAGACGCAGAAGAAAAAUCUGAUCAACCUGUUGCACAAGACCAAUAGUAGAAUGCUCACAGAACCUUCAUGGGCAUCGGGCUUAUCCGAGUUGGGUGUUGACGUUGUUCUAGUUUUCGUUCGUCUCAUGGAGAAGUUCCUGUGGCUCCAGCUCUCCCUGUGCUCCAAAUUAAUAUCAUUCUAAUUUAUAUGGAAAUCUUAUGAAACGGAAA
Messenger RNA from Durio zibethinus, 857 nucleotides. RefSeq names its product LIM domain-containing protein WLIM2b-like. The record is from RefSeq and is a predicted model, not a curated record. NCBI's taxonomy places the organism in Eukaryota, Viridiplantae, Streptophyta, Magnoliopsida, Malvales, Malvaceae.